AUGACAGCAACUCAUGUGCCGAUGGCGGGAAACAAACGUUCUGAAGCUCAAAAGUUUGCCAUUGACCUUCUAAUCGGCGGAGUUUCGGCGUCAGUGUCAAAAACCGCCGUGGCACCCAUUGAACGGGUCAAAAUUCUGCUCCAGGUGCCAAAAAACCAAAAAAUGCAAGAAAAAAAAAUAAUUUCGCCGAUUUCAGGUCCAAUACUCUCACAAGGAUAUUCCGGCGGAUAGGCGAUACAACGGCAUCAUCGACGCGUUCGUUCGCGUGCCAAAAGAGCAGGGAUUUCGGUCGUUUUGGCGCGGAAAUCUUACAAAUGUGAUCAGAUAUUUUCCGACACAAGCGUUCAAUUUCGCCUUCAACGACUUGUAUAAAUCGAUUCUUCUGAAGAAUAUCAAACGCGAAAAUGUAAGAUUUCCAAGAAAAUCCGUCAAAAACCUUCAAAAAUUCGAAUUUCCUUCAGAACGUGCUCUCCUACAGUGUUCGGACGUUGGUUUCGGGCGGUCUGGCCGGCUGUUCGUCGCUUUGCAUCGUCUACCCGUUGGAUUUCAUUCGAACGCGCCUUUCAGCCGAUAUUAGCCAUCACGCAAAUCGAGAAUACAAAGUUUGACAGCUAAAAUAUAUAUACCAAUACCGGAAAUUUGAAAUUCUUUAGGGUCUCGUGGAUUGUACGAUGAAAACAGUGCGAAAUGAGGGAGUCGCCGCGCUUUACAGAGGAUUUUCCAUUUCUUUGCAGGUUUUUCGGGAUUUCCCAGCAAAAUCUGCAUAAAAACAAAACUCAGACGUAUUUCAUCUACCGAUCAGUGUAUUUUGGAUUGUACGAUGCAAUCCGACAGACGAUACACACGGAUAAAAAGAAGUUGCCAUUUUAUGCAUCUUUUUGCAUUGCACAGGUUAGAAAAUAAAAAAUUCAAUAAGUAAUGAUUUUCAAAAUUUGCAGGGAGUAACAGUACUUUCGUCGUAUUUGACGUAUCCGUGGGACACAGUUCGACGCCGAAUGAUGGUAAAAGGACAGCUGAGCACAUCGAAAGCGUUGGCGGCGGCGCGGAAAAUCGUGCACGAGGAAGGCGUACGCGGACUGUACAAGGGCGCCUUGGCCAACAUUUUUAGGUAAUUGAAACUUUGCAUUUCUGAAAUUUUUUCAAUUUUCAGAAGCGCCGGCGGAGCACUAGUCAUGGCAAUUUACGAGGAGAUUCACAAGCAUCUAUAG
Molecule: messenger RNA, 1208 nt
Organism: Caenorhabditis sp. 36 PRJEB53466
Lineage: Eukaryota; Metazoa; Nematoda; Chromadorea; Rhabditida; Rhabditidae
Source: the annotation of a GenBank genome assembly